Molecule: messenger RNA, 564 nt
Organism: Aspergillus terreus NIH2624
Lineage: Eukaryota; Fungi; Ascomycota; Eurotiomycetes; Eurotiales; Aspergillaceae
Product: snoRNA-binding rRNA-processing protein IMP3
Exons: 3
Coding region: 1-564 (187 amino acids)
Biological process (GO): rRNA processing
Cellular component (GO): small ribosomal subunit; Mpp10 complex; small-subunit processome
Molecular function (GO): structural constituent of ribosome; rRNA binding; snoRNA binding
Source: RefSeq, a predicted model, not a curated record
AUGGUCCGCCAAUUCAAACACCACGAGAAGAAACUCCUCCGGAAGGUCGACCUCCACUCCUACAAAUCCGAUGGCGGCCACCGCGAACACGAGGUGACGGCACGGUACCACCUCCAACCGAUGGACUACAAAAAGUACAACGCUCUGUGCGGUGGGCUCCGCCAGCUGGCGCACAAGCUCUCGCAGCUGGACCCGGACAGCGACCCGACGCGCAAGAAGAUCGAGUCGGAGGUGCUGGACAAGCUGUGGCGCCUGGGGAUCCUGAAGCAGAGCCGCGAGCAGGGGGCGGGCCUGUCGCGCGUGGAGCGCGAGGUGACCGUGUCGGCGUUUUGUCGGCGGCGGCUGGGGGUUAUCAUGGUGCGGACGGGGAUGGUGGAGAAUAUCAAGACUGCGGUCACGUUUAUCGAGCAGGGCCAUGUGCGGGUCGGCAGCGAGGUCGUCACGGACCCGGCGUUCCUGGUGACGCGCAAUAUGGAGGAUUAUGUCACCUGGGUGGACAGCAGCAAGAUCAAGCGGAAUAUCAUGCGGUACCGGGAGAAGCUGGAUGACUUUGAUCUGCUGUGA